CCCGCCGCCAUUUUCCAUGUUGUGCUCUUUUGCUGCAGUGUUUUAACUAUUUUUGAAUACAACGCUUUUUAAAUAUAUUGUCAAGUUCGGCUUAUUAAAUUCCCAAAGUCUCCAAAUUUGUGGAGAGGGGAGUUCUCCACAGGUUAUCUCCGAAAUUAGCCAAGGAGACGCCCUGUUUUGACGCCAUGUACAUCAAACAGGUGAUCAUCCAGGGGUUCAGGAGUUACAGGGAUCAAACUGUGGUAGACCCGUUUAGUCCAAAACAUAAUGUCAUUGUUGGAAGAAAUGGGUCAGGAAAAAGUAACUUCUUCUACGCCAUCCAGUUUGUGCUCAGUGAUGAGUUCAGCCACCUUCGACCAGAACAGCGUCUGGCCUUGCUCCAUGAGGGAACUGGUCCUCGUGUCAUUUCAGCUUUUGUGGAGAUUAUAUUUGACAACUCUGAUAAUCGGCUGCCGAUCGACAAAGAGGAAGUUUCUCUUCGACGUGUCAUUGGUGCUAAGAAAGACCAGUACUUCUUAGACAAGAAGAUGGUGACUAAGAAUGAUGUCAUGAACCUUCUGGAAAGUGCUGGCUUCUCUCGCAGUAAUCCAUACUAUAUUGUCAAGCAGGGAAAGAUCAACCAAAUGGCCACUGCCCCUGACUCCCAACGUUUGAAGCUGUUAAGAGAAGUGGCAGGGACAAGAGUGUAUGAUGAGCGCAAAGAGGAGAGUAUUUCACUCAUGAAAGAAACAGAGGGCAAGCGAGAGAAGAUCAAUGAGCUCCUGAAGUAUAUUGAGGAGCGUCUGCACACCCUGGAAGAUGAAAAGGAGGAGCUUGCUCAGUACCAGAAGUGGGACAAGAUGAGAAGAGCCUUGGAGUACACAAUCUAUAACCAGGAACUGAAUGAAACCCGUGCCAAACUAGACGAGCUGUCCAGCAAAAGAGAAACCUGUGGAGACAAAUCCAGACAGCUGCGUGAUGCUCAGCAAGAUGCCAGAGACAAAGUAGAGGAAACUGAACGUGUUGUGCGAGAGCUGAAGUCCAAAAUCUCUGCUAUGAAGGAGGAGAGAGAGCAGCUGUCGGCUGAGCGCCAGGAGCAGAUCAAGCAGAGGACCAAGCUUGAGCUGAAGGCCAAGGACCUGCAGGACGAACUGGCAGGCAACAGUGAACAGAGGAAACGCCUGCUGAAGGAGCGUCAAAAGCUAUUGGAAAAAAUUGAGGAGAAGCAAAAAGAACUGCAGGAGACAGAGCCCAAGUUCAACACAGUCAAGGAAAAAGAGGAGCGGGGGAUCUCCAGAUUGGCCCAGGCUACGCAGGAGAGAACUGAUCUUUAUGCCAAGCAGGGCCGAGGCAGCCAGUUCACCUCCAAAGAGGAGAGGGACAAAUGGAUCAAGAAGGAGCUUAAGUCUCUGGACCAGGCUAUCAAUGACAAGAAGAGGCAGAUUGCAGCCAUUCACAAAGACCUGGAGGACACAGAGACAAACAAGGAAAAGAACCUGGAGCAGUAUAAUAAACUUGAUCAAGAUCUAAAUGAGGUCAAGACACGUGUGGAGGAGCUGGACAAAAAGUAUUACGAAGUAAAGAACAGGAAGGAUGAGCUGCAGAGUGAAAGAAACUACCUGUGGCGUGAGGAGAACGCAGAGCAGCAAGCUCUGGCAGCCAAACGCGAAGACCUGGAGAAGAAACAGCAGCUGCUUCGAGCAGCCACUGGCAAGGCUAUUCUGAAUGGUAUCGACAGCAUUAACAAAGUCCUUGAGCAUUUUCGUCGGAAAGGCAUCAACCAGCAUGUCAUCAAUGGUUAUCAUGGAAUUGUCAUGAAUAACUUUGAGUGUGAGCCUGCUUUUUACACCUGUGUGGAGGUGACUGCUGGAACAAGGCUCUUCUACCACAUUGUAGAGACUGAUGAGGUUAGCACCAAAAUACUAAUGGAGUUCAACAAAAUGAACCUGCCUGGAGAAGUUACAUUUCUACCCCUAAGCAAACUGGAUGUGAGGGACACAGCCUACCCAGAGACCAAUGACGCAAUCCCCAUGAUCAGUAAGCUGCGCUAUAGCCCCAACUUUGACAAGGCCUUCAAGCAUGUAUUUGGGAAGACCCUUAUUUGUCGCAGCAUGGAAGUUUCCACUCAACUGGCCAGAGCUUUCACAAUGGACUGUAUCACUUUAGAGGGUGACCAGGUGAGCCACCGUGGAGCACUGACAGGAGGCUACUAUGACACCAGAAAAUCUCGUCUGGAGCUGCAGAAAGACAUGAGAAAGGCUGAAGAGGAGCUAGGUGAACUGGAGGCCAAGCUCAAUGAAAAUCUGCGUAGGAACAUCGAACGCAUCAACAAUGAAAUUGACCAGUUAAUGAACCAGAUGCAGCAGAUCGAAACACAACAGAGGAAGUUCAAGGCCUCAAGAGACAGUAUACUAUCGGAGAUGAAGAUGCUGAAGGAGAAAAGGCAGCAGUCGGAGAAAACAUUUAUGCCCAAGCAACGCAGUCUGCAAAGUCUGGAGGCCAGCCUGCACGCCAUGGAGUCCACUAGGGAGUCUCUGAAGGCCGAGCUGGGCACUGAUCUACUUUCUCAACUCAGCCUGGAGGACCAGAGGCGUGUGGAUGACCUCAAUGAUGAAAUCCGUCAGCUGCAGCAGGACAACAGACAAUUGUUGAAUGAGAGGAUCAAGCUGGAGGGCAUUAUGACCAGAGUGGAAACAUACCUCAAUGAGAAUUUACGAAAACGUCUUGACCAAGUAGAGCAGGAGCUGAAUGAGCUGCGAGAGACAGAGGGAGGCACGGUGCUCACAGCCACAACGUCUGAGCUGGACACCAUCAACAAACGUGUCAGAGAGACUUUGGCUCGAUCAGACGAUCUGGAUACUUUGGUUGACAAGACAGAGGGAGAGAUCAAGGACCACAUAAAAAGCAUGGACCGCUGGAAGACCAUUGAGAAGGAGCAGAAUGACGCCAUCAACCAUGACACCAAGGAGCUGGAGAAAAUGACCAACCGGCAGGGCAUGCUGCUCAAGAAGAAAGAGGAGUGCAUGAAGAAGAUCAGAGAGCUUGGCUCACUGCCUCAGGAGGCAUUUGAGAAAUACCAGACCCUCACGCUCAAACAGUUGUUUCGGAAACUGGAGCAGUGCAACACAGAGCUGAAGAAGUACAGUCACGUCAAUAAGAAAGCUCUGGACCAGUUUGUCAACUUCUCUGAGCAGAAGGAGAAACUCAUAAAACGCCAGGACGAGUUGGAUCGUGGCUACAAAUCUAUCAUGGAGCUCAUGAACGUCUUGGAGCUGCGCAAGUAUGAGGCCAUUCAGCUCACUUUCAAACAGGUGUCAAAGAACUUCAGUGAGGUUUUCCAGAAGCUAGUGCCAGGUGGCAAAGCUACACUGGUAAUGAAGAAGGGAGAUACUGAGGGCAACCAGUCUCAGGAUGAGGGAGAAGGUGGUGCAGACAGUGAAAGAGGCUCUGGUUCACAGAGCAGCGUUCCUUCAGUCGACCAGUUCACUGGAGUCGGCAUCCGAGUGUCGUUCACCGGGAAACAAGGUGAAAUGAGAGAGAUGCAACAGCUGUCUGGAGGUCAGAAGUCUCUGGUGGCCCUCGCCCUGAUAUUUGCCAUCCAGAAAUGUGACCCCGCUCCUUUCUAUCUGUUUGAUGAGAUCGACCAGGCCCUUGACGCCCAGCACAGGAAGGCUGUCUCAGACAUGAUUGUAGAGCUGGCAGGCCACGCUCAGUUCAUCACCACCACCUUCAGGCCUGAGCUGCUGGAGUCUGCCGACAAGUUCUAUGGUGUCAAAUUCAGAAACAAGGUGAGUCACAUUGAUGUGAUCACAGCAGAGCAGGCAAAGGACUUUGUGGAGGAUGACACCACCCAUGGCUAAAUGCAGGACUAACACAAAUAUCUCGCUUACACGAACAGCCUUCUCCUUUCUGUUUAUACAUUCACUUGUUCCAGAGGUGGCAAUUUACCCGGAUGUUCUACAGGACAGGAACCCCCACCCCAAAUUAUUGAUAUUAGCAGUUUACGUCAAACGCUGAGACUAAUUUGAAAAGUCUACUUUCGUAGCAAAGGACAAUUGUUUUAACAGAUUGUCUGUUCCUGUAAGUGCAUUGACUGACUAUAAAAGUGUAGUUCUUUCACACUAAAGCAAAACUCCUAAUUUUUUUUGUGAGACUGUACUUAGGAGAGCGCUUGAUACUAUGAUGAACAAAUAGUUUAAGGAUGAGAUUUAAUAAUCUGUCCUUGAGAAGUGCUGAAGAUGCUCCUGAAGGCAAGAAACAUUCAAGCUCUGUUCUGACAGUGAAUGGUGUGUACAGUUGACAGUUUUGAUACCACUUGGGUAAUGUUGAGCUCAGUGCAGAUGGGGGGGUGAUCUUGUUUUUUGUUUUAUACCUGUUCACUCUGUAUGUAUACUCAUAUACUCCUGAAACAAAGCUAACGUAUAUCUGUCAUAACUGGCCGUCGCAGGCUUUAAAUUGUUUCCAAGUUGUUUAUUUUUAUGGUUGUUGCUGUAUUAUGUAAUUUCCUAUUUUUAGGUCAUUUCUAUGUAUGAAAGGUUUAAUUCUAAAACACCCCAAAUAUCCAUUUUGGAAAUUUCAAACAACAAGUGAUUUAGUCUUUGAUUAGAUCUGUGCUUCAAAUGACUCAACUUCAGUAGUAUUCCGAGCUGUAAUUAAUUUUUAUUUAUUUCCUUUAUGGAUGUAUUGUUUGGAGUUAAACUGCUCAUAUGUUUUACCUAGUUUCAACUUUUCUAAAUGACUUUUUCUCCUUUUUAUGUACUUAAAAAUAAUAAAAAUGCAUCAAAUAAA
Molecule: messenger RNA, 4767 nt
Organism: Betta splendens (Siamese fighting fish)
Lineage: Eukaryota; Metazoa; Chordata; Actinopteri; Anabantiformes; Osphronemidae
Gene: smc3
Product: structural maintenance of chromosomes 3
Exons: 29
Coding region: 186-3839 (1217 amino acids)
Biological process (GO): mitotic sister chromatid cohesion
Cellular component (GO): chromosome
Molecular function (GO): ATP hydrolysis activity; protein binding; ATP binding
Source: RefSeq, a predicted model, not a curated record